AGGAUACUGCUGUUUCAGUGAGGUCCUCACGAUUGGACGUUAGAAACUCCACCGACUACCAGUAUGGACCUGCUUUAUCCCGGUGUAUCCCACAAUCCUUAGUUCUCAGAUCUGCGGCUGAGUCUCCUGACCUCUGAGCUGUGGCCUGUCCUGGUCUAUGACUGAUCCCCCUCCAGAUCUUCUGUCUUUUGGCACAAUGAUGUCAGUGGAUGUGACCAAUCGUAACGGCCCUGCUGCCACGCCCCCCACCUCACUCAGCCUCCGCUCCUCACACAACCAGCUUCUCAGCAGCGACGUCAUCAAACAGGGCUCGGCAACGCCUCCCAAGUGUCGCAAAAAGUACGCCCUCACAAGCAUCCAGGCCGCCAUGGGCCUCGGAGAAGCGGCGCCCCCCUCAUCGUCGCCGUCCCUGUCCCCGACGCAGUCCGCGACGCCCAACAAUCCCAAACUCGCCAAAAAUGGGGCUAACCAGCUGCGUAAAGCUGGCCAGGACCACAACAAAAACACGACCGGCCCGGACUCUGUGGACCUCGAGGGCAGCCCGGAAGAUUCAGCCGACGACGUCAACGUCAACACGGUGGGGGAAGAGGUCAGUCCCGCUUUCACCAACAACGACCGAGAGGACGACGUCUUCCAGAUGGAGGAUGAACUGCACCCCCAUUCGGCCAGCGACGCCGAGACGGAGCAGAAGUCCGAGUCAGACAUGGACUGUAACAUCAACUGCACGGUGAAGCUGAAACUGAACAGCAGCACCUCAGAGUUAGACUUUGACUUGAAUGUGGAGGCGGAGGAGACUGACGACAUCAGCAUCCUGUCUGAGAAGGAAAUCAUGUCAAAGAUGAAAAUCGAGGAGGACGACGGGGUGGAGGAGGAAGAGGACGGGGAGAAGAAGCCUUUGCUGACGCUGAAGGGUGAAUCGCCCGUAAACCUUCCAGGCCUCACACUCAUCUCUGACCUCCACCCCAAUAUCAAACUCCUCCAAUCAGUCAAGAACUCGGGAGUGCCGCCCCCUCCUUGUCCACAAAGGCAACACAGUCCAGAGGACGCCCACCUGCUCUCUGUAGUCUCCUGCCCCUCCUCUUCUUCCUCCUCCCCCGAGACGAAGAAGGACAGAAGGACUGGCGCAAAGACGGACUGUGCUUUGAACCGCAUCCAGAAUCUGAAUCCCAGUGAUGAGGAGUUGAGUUGGACAACCCUUUCACAGGAGAGCAACUCCCCUGAGGAGACAGAUAUCUGGAGUGAGCAGUCAUUCCAGACGGACCCGGACCUCCCUCCAGGAUGGAAGAAGAUCACAGACAUGGCCGGUAUCUACUACUGGCACAUUCCUACAGGCACCACUCAGUGGGAGCGUCCCGCCACCCAUCCUCCUCCCCCUGGACAGGCCGAGUCACCAGCCUUAGGGGAUCACGACGCUUUGACGCCACGGAAACACUCCCUGGGCUCCCUCAGCCCCUCACCCACUCCUGACCAUGAGGCGAGUCUUGGUCUGUUUUUCUUGAGUUCAUGCCAAGCAGAAGUCUUCUUUAGGGCAUCGACUCGCUCCGGCAGCACCACCUCUGACAGUUCGGUGGAGCCUCUGUCCACUCACGAACCCACGCUGCCCACAUGUGGAUUUGUCAACAGCUGCUACUUUCCUCGUUCCACGUCUCUGCAGGGGAUCCUGGAUCAAGAAUGCCGCUCACAGCAUGAGGAAGAGGACGACAAGAAACAGGUGUGGAGUGAAUUCGGAGGGAAAAUUGAUAGUGAAGUGUGGAAGGCAAGUAUAAAGCACUCCCUUGUCACUUGUCUUCAUCAGGACCUGCAGGCAGCCACGGUGAACCCUGACCCCAGUCUGAAGGAGUUUGAGGGGGCCACACUUCGUUACGCAUCUCUCAAACUGAGGAACCGUCCAGCUGUGGAAGAAAAUGAGUCCAGCAGUGUCAACAGUGACCCAGAGGCUAAGUGUUUUGCAGUGCGUUCUUUGGGUUGGGUGGAGAUGGCUGAAGAAGACUUGGCUCCCGGAAAAAGCAGUGUGGCUGUCAACAACUGCAUCCGACAGCUGUCAUACUGCAAAAACGACAUCCGGGACACUGUCGGUAUCUGGGGAGAGGGGAAGGACAUGUACCUGGUACUGGAAAAUAACAUGUUGAACUUGGUUGACCCCAUGGACCGCAGUGUGCUUCACUCUCAGCCAAUAGCAAGUAUCCGGGUCUGGGGCGUUGGCCGGGACAACGGCAGAGACUUUGCGUACGUGGCGAGGGAUAAAAACACCAGGAUCCUGAAAUGUCAUGUGUUCCGCUGUGACACACCAGCCAAAGCCAUCGCUACCAGCCUGCAUGAGAUCUGCUCCCGGAUAAUGACUGAACGAAAGAAUGCAAAAGCAAUGGCAGGAGGUUCUCUGCAGGACAGGAUGCAGGCAGGACUGGAUCUUCCCCUACAAGAAUUCCCCACACCAAAGACGGAGCUGGUUCAGAAAUUUCAGGUGCUAUACCUUGGAAUGUUGCCUGUGGCCAGACCAAUAGGCAUGGAUAUCCUGAAUGGAGCCAUAGACAGUCUGAUUGGCUCUUCCAACAAAGAGGACUGGACUCCAGUGGCCCUUAAUGUGGCAGAUGCCACAGUCACCAUUAGCAAAGAAGAGGAUGAAGAGGAAGUGCUGGUGGAGUGCCGUGUUCGCUUCCUGUCUUUCAUGGGCGUUGGCCGUGACGUGCACACCUUUGCUUUUAUCAUGGAUGCCGGUGGUCACCGUUUUGACUGUCAUGUCCUCUGGUGCGAGCCCAACGCUGGGAGUGUGUCUGAGGCCGUGCAGGCAGCUUGUAUGCUGCGGUAUCAGAAGUGUCUGGUGGCUCGACCGCCCUCCCAGAAAGCCAGCGGCUCCUCGCCCCCCGGGGACUCCGUCUCCCGGCGGGUCUCCACCAGCGUGAAGCGAGGCGUUCUGUCUCUCAUUGACACUCUCAAACAGAAGCGGCCCGUCACGGAGCUGCCACAGUAGCCGCUCCUCAUCACCGUGGUAACUCCUCGCAUCACCCGCAAACAACCCAUCACCGCCACAGAACCCCCACCCCGCCC
Menidia menidia (Atlantic silverside) is the source of this 3045-nucleotide messenger RNA. The record is from the annotation of a GenBank genome assembly. Lineage: Eukaryota; Metazoa; Chordata; Actinopteri; Atheriniformes; Atherinopsidae.